UCUCUCUCUCUCUCCUCUCCUUUCCCAGUGCAAAGUCAUUUGCCACUUUACUUCAUAAUCAUCAUCAUCAUCACCCUGGCAAUUGAGCAAGGAGAGAUCAGUGCAUACUGUACUGUACGCUGAGAAACAGUUAGACAACAGAGACGGCAGGAUGUUGGUGGAACUGUUACUGUUGGUAGCGCUGUUCUUCCUGCUGUGGAGGUUCUUCAAGAAGACUGACGGAAUGCCCCCGGGACGCUGGGGACUUCCUCUGAUUGGCUACAUCCCGCUAACAAGGAAGAGGAUACAUGAUCAGCUAUUCGACUUACACAAGAAGUACGGCGACAUAUAUGUAUGGAGAUUCGGGACGCAGGUGAUUGUGAUUCUCCAUGACUACCAGCUAAACAAGGACGCUUUUGCUAGUCAGGAUUUCAUCGACAGACCUCCCUGGAAUUUUUUUCGGUAUGGGGAAGAAACUGCCAGCGGUGUGAUAGCAUCUGGCGGGUCUCUGUGGCAUAAUAACCGACGCUUCGUUCUGCGUCAACUGCGGGACCUCGGGAUGGGUAAGUCCAGGAUGGUGGCAGCAGUGCAGUGGCAGGGUACACAGUUGGUGCAGCAGCUCAAGAACCAAGCAGGAAGACCUGCACCAUUGCCUCACGCCCUUGAAGUCGCUAUUGUUAACGUCAUCUGGCAGAUGGUCGCUGGCAAGCAGUUUGAAAUGUCAGACUCACGCCUAAUGGAACUUCAAAAUUUGCUUCGCUGGAUACUAGAGUCCACUGUAAGUGUGGCCAUCCCGGACUUCUUCCCGUGGUUACUAUACAUCCUGCCUGGCGCCCUCAGUAGACGCGUCUUCAACCUCGACCGCCAGAAGACGACCUUACAUAAAUUCCAAAAAUACUUCACUAAGGAGAUCGAGGAGCACCGAGCCACUCUGGACCGUGAUAACCCCCGGGACCUGAUAGAUGGUUACCUGAUGAUGAUGGAGGAGAAGGCGGACGAUCCGGACAAUACUUUCAAUGCGAAGGAUUUGGCGAUCUUAGUCCUCGAUCUGUUCUUCGCUGGGAGUGAGACUACGACCAUCACCCUCACCUGGAUGUUCUACUACCUGGCCACCUACCCGGAGGUACAGCAGAAGAUGCAGGCAGAGAUAGAUGAGGUCCUCCCAAAGGGUACCCUUGCAACCCUCGACGACAAGCUCAGAAUGCCCUACACGGAGGCGGUCAUACACGAGACCCUACGCAAGUCGUCACUAGCAGCUACAGGGGUCCAGCAUGUAGCUACCAGAGACACUCAGCUGGGUGGCUACUACAUCCCUAAGGGCACUGUUGUUAUUGGAGCACAAGAGACUAUACAUCACGACCCUCGGUACUGGAACCGACCAGAUGAGUUCCUGCCGGAGCGGUGGCUCGACCAACAGGGCAAGUUUACCCCCAAAAAGGAAGGUUUUCUACCCUUCGGUGUGGGUAAACGCUCUUGUCUGGGCGAGGCUCUGGCGCGCAUGGAGUUGUUCAUCAUUUCCACUACUGUGUUCCAGAGCCUUACCUUCUCUCAACCACCUGGCAAGAGGAUUGAUCUUCAUUAUAACCCAAAACUUUUCUUGACCCACCAUCCCAAGAUCCAGGAUGUCCUGAUCACCGUUCGCCCAGGAUUCUGAAGAAUAUAAAUACUAUACGCACAUACAGUAGAUAGUGGUUUUUUUUUGUAAGUUAUAACAGCAUUGCAAGUCCAUUAUUCCACUACAUAUUUAAAAAAAAUCCGGCUUUGGGAACAAAUUUUCCGAGGUCUAAAAUCGAGAGUAUAUUCUGAAAAUGUCUUGAAUAAUGACGAAAGCUCAAGUAUUUUGGGGAGGGACCAGACCUGACUCAAUGUCAGGUGGAGGUAGGGUUGGGGAUUAGUGGUCUCAUAUUAUUGACUUUCUGAUGGCAUGUCAGGUGUCAUGGGUUGAGUUAGGCUUACCCAUGCAACCAACUCCAAGGUUUGUUUUACUAGAGAUAAGAAACCCGGCGAGCCAUGACUGCGACAUAUUUUUUUCCAUAAGUGGUAUGUUAGCCAGC
Messenger RNA from Homarus americanus (American lobster), 2033 nucleotides. Its product is annotated as cytochrome P450 2L1-like. Gene Ontology annotation, biological process: xenobiotic metabolic process. Gene Ontology annotation, molecular function: iron ion binding; heme binding; oxidoreductase activity, acting on paired donors, with incorporation or reduction of molecular oxygen, reduced flavin or flavoprotein as one donor, and incorporation of one atom of oxygen. Bases 152 to 1633 code for a protein of 493 amino acids. The record is from RefSeq and is a predicted model, not a curated record. The transcript has 11 exons. Gene Ontology annotation, cellular component: cytoplasm; intracellular membrane-bounded organelle. Lineage: Eukaryota; Metazoa; Arthropoda; Malacostraca; Decapoda; Nephropidae.